Messenger RNA from Quercus lobata, 1051 nucleotides. RefSeq lists its product as uncharacterized. The transcript has 4 exons. The record is from RefSeq and is a predicted model, not a curated record. Gene Ontology annotation, biological process: cytokinin biosynthetic process. The coding region runs from base 390 to 947 and encodes 185 amino acids. Lineage: Eukaryota; Viridiplantae; Streptophyta; Magnoliopsida; Fagales; Fagaceae.
CAGAGAUAAGCUAGGCAUUAUUUAAGUUCCAUUACCAGUUACCACGACUGUUACACCAAUUGCUAUUGUUUCUUCCCUUAUCAUCACCACUGUUAGUCUAUCUCUCUCACACACGCACACACGGCACACCCACCCACCUAGCCAACUGGCAUAUUUGAUACAUGCACAUACAGAUAAAAUAAGAAGGCGAAAGGAUAGAGCAAAGGACAAACGUAGUCUAGGAAUUGAGUGUGAUUCGUUUGGUUUUUUAUGCCUCUCUUUUCUUCUCUCUUCUUCUGCUUAUAUAGACAACACCACCACCCAUUCACAUAGUCACACACACACAUAUAUAGAGAGAGUCUGAGAGGUUCAAUUGAAACUUGUGAGUUUAUUUGUCAAAACUGAGAAUAAUGGAUAUCUCAGCUUCACAAUGGAGUGGCAGUGGGUGUGAGUCUGGUUGGACCCAGUACUUAGACCAUUCAUCUCUUUCAGAAUAUCAGUUAAACAGAGUUGGUGGUACUGAUGAUUAUGGAGGAAAAGGAGCAAGAAUUCAUGAGCAGGAAGAGGACUUGUCCUUGGUCUCUGAUGCUUCUUCUGGACCUUCAUAUUACCAUGAAGAUGAUGAAGAUGACAACGGGUGUUCUUAUUCUUCUUCAGCUUCUAAGUUGGCUGGUAAAAGCAAGAACAAAAAGAAGGCCAAAGAGCAUAGCAGACAUGAACGGGGACGACAAUCGAAUCUUGAUGACACUGCUAGCUCCCCCGCAUUGAGCUAUCCCAAGGAUGAUACAGCUCGCUUUAGGAAUGAAGAUUCAAUGGACAAUUUAAUGAACUUCUCUCAGGGUUUCUCUGCAACACAGUUUGAGGGAAAAUCUGCAUUCAAGAAGCGUUUUGGUUUCUUUAAAUCCUCCUCUGGUGAAAAACCAGCUUCAGAAAAACCAGGUGGUUUUCAUGGAAGAAAUAGAAAAUGACACGUCUUUUGUCUCUGCUGCUGCAGUUGCUUUAGAUAGAGAGAGAAUGAGAUCAGAGGGCUGUUAGAGAUAGCAUUAGAUCUCAAUAGGAUAUUGUUCCUCCU